AGAGCCAUCACUGUCUACCUCUGAUAACACGGGGCAGCUUAAUGUUUAGCCCACACACACACACACAGAGACACACACACAGACACACUCACUCACACCCACAAAUACACAUACGCACACUUAGGGAAGCAGAGGGAUUACAAAGGCACAGAAACCCAUAUGCUGCCCUGGGAUGGAGAAUAUAAAACUAAGUACAAGGAGAACUAAAGGUAGCUGCGACCAAGGGACCAGUGUUGGAAAUGAAUCCCCAGCAGGACAACUUGGCAGCAGCUCCAGUCGUCCUCUCUCGGCUCUGGUCCGUCUCUAUGUCUAUGCGCUGCACGGCUGCCUAUGUGAGGUGGCCUUCACUGCCGUGUGCGACUGGGGCAGCACCAGAGACAGGAAGCUGGAAGGGCACAGCAGCCUGUGGGCACUGCCCAUGUACGCCACUGCAAUCUACCUCAUGGAGGGCCUGAGAACGCGGCUGCUCGCUCAGCCUAAGCCACUGCCCGUGCGUCUGAUGGUCUACACCCUGUUCAUCUACUCAUGGGAGCUGAGCUGGGGAGUAGGACUGGGGCUGCUGGGGGCCUGUCCCUGGGACUACUCCGGUUAUAGGUACAACCUGGGAGGACUGGUGACUCUGGAGUACGCAGUGCCCUGGGCUGUGGCAGCUUUUAUAGCAGAGCAGCAUGUGAUCAAGAACACUCUGCGGAUAAGACUGCACAACUGAACUGGCAUCUGUCUGGAAUAGUGUCCUUUCAAAGACAAGAAAACAUUUAUGGACAAUGUUUUAGGAUAUCAGAGGGACUUUUUGCGAAUUAACUCCAAUCGUUUAUGGGUGGUCUGUUUUGGAUCGUCUUUAGCUGGUGAGUGUUCACUGGUUGCUUGGAAAAGUCACAAAGAUGACAUGACUCCAAGUUUCUAUAUCCAUCCUCUUUCACAAUCCUAGCUUUCUGCCUCCGUUACGCUAAGAUAAUCAAUCACCUCCUGUGUCCAAACCAUAGACCACUUCUUCCCACUAUUUAGAACUGAAGCCAAACCAUCUCAGAUACGAACGCCACCAUCUUGACCAUUUGGAGCCAGAGUCUGUGCAUUAGUGAUCAGGAGAUGGAGCCAUGGUUCUUAAGUCCCACCGACACACUUGACUGAUCUUGAGUCAAAAUUACUGAAAUCAUCUUUGACAAAAACUGUAUUGAUGUUUACUUUGACUUUUUAUUUUGAUCCCUGUCCUGUCCACUAGCAUGGGGCAAGGGGGGGUUAUAACCUGAACUGCAGCCAGCCACUAGGGAGCAAUCUAUCUUUAUACACAAUCUUGGAGUGAAUGGGUAAAUUUCCCCAAAAUGUCAGAUGUCAAAUGUAUUGCUUUAAAAUAUAAUAUAAUAUUAUUUUCCCAUUUUAACUGAUCAAGUUAAAAACUGUAAUGGUGCCGAGGUCAGUGGCAAACUGCCAGGGGUUGAAGAAAAUAGGUGAAUGAAAAAUGAUGAACAUUUCCUGAAAACAGACCUUUUCAGCGGUCAAAUUAAACGAUUGAUUUACAGAUUUCUGCACCAUUGGAUGUAAAUCAAGCUUUGAAAGUAAAUGCCUAAUAAAAAUUCUGCUUGUGUCAAUAA
Molecule: messenger RNA, 1589 nt
Organism: Limanda limanda (common dab)
Lineage: Eukaryota; Metazoa; Chordata; Actinopteri; Pleuronectiformes; Pleuronectidae
Product: transmembrane protein 229B-like
Exons: 2
Coding region: 173-709 (178 amino acids)
Source: RefSeq, a predicted model, not a curated record